CCCCAGGUUGACAAGUCAUGUGCACUAUGUCUUCAAUGGUCCAGACGAUCCCUGAAGAACCAAAUGCCUCCGGAUCAGGAGCUUGAACCGCAAGUAUCCCUUCAGGGGCUCUUCGUCCAUUAUGUAUUGCCUGCCUUCGGGAUAUCGUUCGAGGAACGCAGUCUUGGCUAACAGACUACAAGGGGAGCCCAGCCUCAAGACCGAUUGCUGGGACAGUGAUAAAGGUCUGGAAGAAAGCCAAUGAGAGCCCUAUUCAUGGUGAUGGUUUCCGGACGGACCAUUGACCCAGAAUGUUCGUUUUUCUCAGUGACGCUGCGAUCUUAAGCGUGGCAUGCAAGACCUUUCUCGAUCAAUGAAUCGCAUAUUUAGAUAUUCAACAUUCCCAUGGCUUGUUCAUGUCAUAACUUGCUCAAUUUCCAAACUUCUUGAGUAGCUCUUAUUUGCUGAUUUGGUUUCUCAUCUCUUGAUUCUAUUUUCGGCUUCCCACAAUGCUCCUUGAGAGAGGACUCCGCGGCUUAUGCAUCUUGGCAGUCGCCUCGCAGGUAUGUGCUCAUAUCAAGCCGGAAAAUAUACUUUGGGGCAAGGCCGGGCCCCCGGUCGCCGUUGGGAGGCAGCAGAAUGGCCCGCCUGAAGCAAAUCCAGAAGAUACAGUUGAAUCCACACCCGAGCCUCCACCUGAAUCUUCUUCUGAAGUAGCUCCGGAGGCGGAUAUCAAACCUGACGAGGAGCCCGCCCAAGAGCCUGCUGAAGAACCUACUGAAGAGCCUGUGGAAAAGCCUGCCGAAGAGCCUAUUGCGGAGGGAGAGCAAGAUCCCGACCCCACCUUUGAAUCCGAGGCAACUCCAACGGAAAGAGCCGGACCGUCGUGUACCAAUGGCCCGGGAACUCGUGGAUGUUGGUCUCCUGGAUUCAGCAUUGAUACCGACUUUGAUGCCGAAUGGCCUACGACCGGAGUGACAGUAACGUACGAUCUCGAGCUCACAGGCGGGACCUGCGAUCCGGACGGCUCAGGGCCUCAACCUUGCCAGGUAUUCAAUGGCCAAUAUCCAGGGCCUCUCAUUGAAGCGAAUUGGGGAGACUACAUACAAGUAAACGUCAAGAACAGUCUAACAGACAAUGGCACAGCGCUCCACUUCCACGGCAUGCGCAUGUUGAACAAUUGCCCCACCGAUGGAGUCCCAGGAAUCACCGAAUGCCCCCUCGCACCCGGUGACACCAAAACCUACACGUUCCAAGCGACCCAAUUCGGCUCGACCUGGUACCAUUCGCACUGGAGCAUCCAAUACGGCGAUGGAACCUUCGGACCUCUUGUCAUCAACGGCCCAGCAUCGGCCGACUACGACGUAGACCUCGGUGCGUACACGAUCAGCGACCUCUACUACGGCUCCGCGUACGAAGUCGGCAUUCAAUCGCACGACAACCUCCAGAUCGACAAACCUCCCCCCUUCCCAGACAACAUCAUCAUCAACGGGACGAACAAGAACAAGGAAGGCAAAGGCGAAUACAACCAAGUGCGAAUCGAGAAAGGCAAGAAGUACCGCCUCCGUAUCAUCAACGGCUCCACCGACAACAGCAUCCGCGUCUCCCUCGACGGCCACACCCUCCAAGUCAUCACCUCCGACCUGAUCCCUAUCGUCCCCUACUACACCGACUGGGUACUCACCGCCCCAGGCCAACGCUACGACGUCAUCAUCGAAGCCAACCAAACCGUCGACAACUACUGGUUCCGCGCCGACGCCGCCUUCGACUGCUACUGCCUCAACAAAGGCCCCGGCGGGCGCUCCAUCUUCAUCUACGACGGCGCGAGCGGCGAGGACCCCAAGACCUCCGCCUCCAAGAUCCCGAACUGGGGCUGCAACGAAGAGAGCCCGCUCGUCCCCUGGGUUCCCAACGUCGUCGAAGGCGGGGAAGAACAAUUCACCUCGCAAGCCGUCAACCUACAAUUCGACCUAACGCGCGAGGGCGUCAGCACCAACGGCGAGAACGUCGUACUAUGGGGCGUCAACAUGUCUGCCAUCAACGUCGACUGGUCGAAGCCCACGCUGGAAUACAUCCAAGAGGGCAACCUCGACUUCCCGCCCGAGCUCAACGUCGUGGCCGUCCCCGCCCCGGACACCUGGACGUACUGGAUCAUCCAGGAGACGCCCGGCACCGAAGUGCCCAUCCCGCAUCCGAUUCACCUGCACGGCCAUGACUUCUACGUCCUGGGUAGGGGGAAGGGUGUGUUUGAUAUCAAGGAGUCGCCGAAGACGCUCACGUACGAUAAUCCGACAAGGAGGGACACGGCGAUACUGCCCGGUGGUGGGUGGCUUGUUUUAGCCUUCCCGGCAGAUAACCCAGGCGCCUGGAUCAUGCACUGCCACAUCGCGUACCACGUGUCGGACGGCCUGGCCGUGCAGUUCAUAGAGGGAAUCGAGCAGAUGCCGCUCGGGGACGAGCAGUGGCAACAGCAGUGCGAUAAUUGGCGGACCUACGCGCUAACCGCGCCGUAUCCAAAGCUGGAUUCUGGGGUAUGAGCGAGUGUAUCCCCAUGGAGGGGGAGGGAACGGUAAUGGGGAAGAUGGCAGAGGUUUGUCUUGUUUUGAGGUGGCAUUUGUGAGUGUGUUGUGCUCAGAUGGGUGAAUAGAAGAGUGGAUGGGUGGUCGGUAUAUG
Aaosphaeria arxii CBS 175.79 is the source of this 2652-nucleotide messenger RNA. Its product is annotated as multicopper oxidase. Bases 489 to 2516 code for a protein of 675 amino acids. Gene Ontology annotation, molecular function: oxidoreductase activity; copper ion binding. Lineage: Eukaryota; Fungi; Ascomycota; Dothideomycetes; Pleosporales. The record is from RefSeq and is a predicted model, not a curated record. The transcript has 3 exons.